GUCUCCUGUGCCACCUGGAUGAUGCCUGCGUCAGCAACCCCUGCCAUGAGGAUGCCAUCUGCGACACCAACCCUGUGAACGGCCGGGCCAUCUGCACCUGCCCCCCAGGCUUCACUGGGGGGGCCUGUGACCAGGAUGUGGAUGAGUGCUCUAUCGGUGCCAACCCAUGCGAGCACUUUGGCCGCUGUGUGAACACGCAGGGCUCCUUCCAGUGCCAGUGCGGGCGCGGCUAUACGGGUCCCCGCUGUGAGACUGACAUCAACGAGUGCCUGUCCAUGCCCUGCCAGAACGACGCCACCUGCCUCGACCGCAUCGGGGAGUUCACCUGCAUCUGCAUGGCGGGGUUCAGCGGCACAUUCUGCGAGAUCAAUGUUGACGAGUGCGACAGCAACCCCUGUGUCAAUGGCGGGGUCUGCCGGGACGGCGUCAAUGGCUUCACCUGCACCUGCCCCUCUGGUUUCUCCGGUUCCAUGUGCCAAAUCGACAUUGAUGAGUGCGCCAGCACGCCCUGCCAGAAUGGUGCCAAGUGCGUGGACCGGCCCAACGCCUAUGAGUGCCGCUGCACUGAGGGCUUCGAGGGCACGCUGUGCGAGAAGAACAUUGACGACUGCUCGCCCGACCCCUGCCACCACGGCACCUGCCUGGACGGCAUCGCCAGCUUCACCUGCUCCUGUGCCGCCGGCUACACCGGCUACCGCUGCGAGAACCAGCUCAACGAGUGCCACAGCAGCCCCUGCCAGCACGGGGGCAAGUGCAUCGACCGCAUCAACAAGUACCAGUGCAACUGCCUGCCGGGCACCUCAGGCGUGAACUGCGAGGUGAACUUUGACGACUGCGCCAGCAACCCCUGCGACUACGGCGUCUGCCGCGACGGCAUCAACCGCUACGACUGCAUCUGCAAGCCCGGCUUCACAGGUGGGGCAGGGACGGGGCCCAGCUCCAGGGAGCCCUGGCUCUGGGAGGUGGGG
Messenger RNA from Terrapene triunguis (Three-toed box turtle), 968 nucleotides. RefSeq names its product neurogenic locus notch homolog protein 3-like. The transcript is spliced from 6 exons. Gene Ontology annotation, biological process: heterophilic cell-cell adhesion; establishment or maintenance of epithelial cell apical/basal polarity. Gene Ontology annotation, cellular component: plasma membrane; protein-containing complex. Gene Ontology annotation, molecular function: calcium ion binding. The annotation marks the transcript as partial. NCBI's taxonomy places the organism in Eukaryota, Metazoa, Chordata, Testudines, Emydidae. The record is from RefSeq and is a predicted model, not a curated record.